AUGGGCUGCUCACAUUCACCUCCAAGGCCCCGAUCACCACCGUCGUCCCCACCGCCACGACGUCGUUCUCGCAGACGACGGCGCUUCUCAGACCGCUUCGCGUGCAGUCACGGCUCCCACACUGACGAAGACUGCAGGAAUCCGCUGGAACGCAUGCAGUUGCACGAAAGACACAGCGAUAACCACCAGCAAGACGAUGCCCCGCCCGCCAGAAAGACCGUCCGCUGGGGUCCCGUCACUGAGAUUCCGAGACCCGACUACAGAAGCCGCGAGCGUGAAUGCGAGCGCAGCCCUGGUGGCUAUCGCUCCUCAUGCAGAGUCGCAGUCAAGCCAUGCAUGAAACCGCCCACUCCCUCGGAUCAGGAGAUGGUGCAGAGGAACCUUCGGGCCAUGGUGGACGAGUCUACCAACCGUCUGAACAUGUACUACAACGCUAUGGAGUAUUUCUCUGGUGACGUGGUUCUGGAUGAGGUCAUGUGUCAGGACGAGAAAUACCUUUUCCAAAAGGCAAGGAGACAAUAUUUGGAAGAUACGUUCGGCUUCGUCAGGUCGCCAUCUCACUCUCCAUCCAGGCCCACCUCGAGAAAAUCGCUUUAA
Aspergillus udagawae is the source of this 597-nucleotide messenger RNA. RefSeq lists its product as uncharacterized. The transcript has a single exon. Lineage: Eukaryota; Fungi; Ascomycota; Eurotiomycetes; Eurotiales; Aspergillaceae. The record is from RefSeq and is a predicted model, not a curated record. The coding region runs from base 1 to 597 and encodes 198 amino acids.